GGUGAGUAGCCCUUAUAAUCGAUGAAUCUACAACCAUUGCUUUACAUCCAUCCGGCUAUCCGAACGAUGCAUGGAUGGAUGGGUUGAUGUGAAGCGAAAAACGGCACCAAUAUCGACAUUUUCGUCUUGGUCCAUUGACCAAUUUGCACAUCAGCACAUUGGCUGACAUUGCCAGCACUCUUCUUUCACAACAACUACACACCAUCCACCUCGUAGUAGAGUCCACAUCAAGACAUGCGUUUACCAACUGGUUCAGCAGUGUUGAUUGACUCACUCUACCGCCCAAUGUACUUUCAAUGAUUCCCUACCUCAACUACCUGAUCACUGAUUUCCCCCCCCCCUUUUUUUUUUCUUCUUCUCAACUUUCAGGCUAAGAAGGACGCUGCUGCCAAGCCCACGUCUUCAUCUGGAGGCAAGAAGGCCAAGAAGAAGUGGUCUGCUAAGAAGGUCAAGGAUAAGUCCAACAACAUGGUUGUCCUCGACAAGCAGACCUACGAACGUGUCUUCAAGGAAGUCCCUACCUACAAGUUCAUCUCCCAGUCCGUCCUCGUUGACCGUCUUCGCCUCAACGGCUCCCUUGCCCGUGUCGCUAUCCGUGAACUCGAGGAUCAAGGUGUCAUUCGCAGAAUCACCCGCCACGCUUCCCAGGUUAUCUACACCCGUGCUACUGGUGGUGAUGACGAGAAGAAGGCCGAGUAAAUGUCUGUGAUUUGCAGGUCAUAUUCUCAUAUGUGUGUUUGAUACUACCACAAUAAAACAUACAUGGUUUAUAGUAAUCAAAAGUA
This is a messenger RNA of Umbelopsis ramanniana AG, 785 nucleotides long. RefSeq lists its product as uncharacterized. The record is from RefSeq and is a predicted model, not a curated record. NCBI's taxonomy places the organism in Eukaryota, Fungi, Mucoromycota, Umbelopsidomycetes, Umbelopsidales, Umbelopsidaceae. The transcript is spliced from 2 exons. Gene Ontology annotation, cellular component: cytosolic small ribosomal subunit. Gene Ontology annotation, molecular function: structural constituent of ribosome. Bases 469 to 699 code for a protein of 76 amino acids.